AUGGAGCUCUCGGCCGAGUACGUGGGACCGGGUGGCGAGCCGCAGCGGCUACGGGCGUCCUGUGAGCCGGCAGGGGACGCCGACCGCCUGCGGGGCCUGUCGUCGGGCGUGGCGCACAUGAAGGAGCUUGUGGCGGAGUUCUUCGGCGCCCUGGCUCGGCGGGACGCGCAGGGCGGAGCGGCGGAGGCCGCGGCGACUGCGGGCGACGUAGACGGUGAUGAAGAUGAUGCAGAAGAUGAAAAUAACACUGAUAACAGGACUAACUCACUUGGAUCAUCUGCAAAACGGCUAAAACCAUCUUAGCAAUUGUUUUCAUGAAAUUAAGACUGCUGCUGAGCUGGGUGAGGUGGUGUAUACCUGUAACCUCAGCUUCUUGGGAAGCUGAGGCUGGAGGAUCACAAAUUGGAAGCUAAACUGGGCUACAUGUCAAGACUUUAUUUUAGAAAAAGGGAAGAGAAAGGAGUAAAAAUGUUACUAGAUGCUAAUCUUCAUAUGCUGAUACUCGAAGAAGACUUGCAUUUUAAUUUGGCAAUAUUUGUUGAAGAGAAAACCUUGUUUCUACUAACAAAAAUACAAUAAAUGCUUGGGAAUAA
This is a messenger RNA of Jaculus jaculus (lesser Egyptian jerboa), 593 nucleotides long. Its product is annotated as EKC/KEOPS complex subunit GON7-like. The coding region runs from base 1 to 303 and encodes 100 amino acids. The transcript has a single exon. Gene Ontology annotation, cellular component: EKC/KEOPS complex. Lineage: Eukaryota; Metazoa; Chordata; Mammalia; Rodentia; Dipodidae. The record is from RefSeq and is a predicted model, not a curated record.